Messenger RNA from Diachasma alloeum, 1260 nucleotides. RefSeq lists its product as uncharacterized. The coding region runs from base 1 to 1260 and encodes 419 amino acids. The record is from RefSeq and is a predicted model, not a curated record. The transcript is spliced from 5 exons. NCBI's taxonomy places the organism in Eukaryota, Metazoa, Arthropoda, Insecta, Hymenoptera, Braconidae.
AUGUCAGAAAUUUCUCCAACCGCAUCUCAACAGCUCGCAGCGGCAGCAAUAGCAUUUCACCGUGCGCGACGUAAAUUUUCAGAACAUGUCAGUGAAUCCACAUACAAAAAUCCCGAGCGCAUUCAAGUGAGUAACAAGACUGAGAAUUCAACGAGACUGAGAGCUCUGAGUGGAUUUCGCUGUGGGCGAAAUUGUGAGCCAGUUGAGAGUGCAUUUCAUCAGGAAAAAACGGGCCGCGAUGCUGUCAGAGAUUUUGUUAAAAUUGUAUCGAAUAGAAAGUAUCCGGAUGCUCCAGUGGAUGCUCCAAGUGCUGGGGCCAACGAGACGGAAGAAUUUAAAGAUGCGCAGGAUAGACUUGAUGUCUCCAGUGAGAUCGGUAGCCCCCGUCCGACCUUCAAAAAGAAUUGCUCCUGCUACAACCGAAUGUCAAUCCUCCAUCAAAAACCGGGCGAUGGUGAUUCCAUCAAUCAACUCCGCAAGACUGAAUCUCCUGAGAUGGAUGACAGGGGAAAUGAUGAUGAAUCGCUGGAUUUUCCCCGUAAACUUUACGAGUGGGAGCGCCGAAGUCGGGAAGAAUCCCUGAUGAAGAUGCAGCGAUUGUACCAGAGGAGAAACAGAAUUAAACAAAAGCCCAAAUGUCAAAGUUUGCAGUGCCAUUCCCACUACUGCCAGAUGCACCACUACCCCAAGUGCAUAUCCAAGCCGAUGAACUCCAUUCUGAUGCCGAACCGCCUGAGUUUUCCCCCGAAAUGGCAAUGCCCAAAGUUCCUUUACCAUUGGAAAUGCGAUGUUGAGAGGGAGGCCAAAGAUUAUUGCAGAAAAAAACUACAUUCUGGAUCGAAUAGUACCCAAUGUUCAGGGAUGUGUUCACGCACGGAAGACAGUGAAACUGACGACGAGGAGUCACUGAACAACGUCCCCCAGAUAAAGCACAGGGAUUCGGUGGACAUCCUCGUGGAGAAGCUCAAGUCAAAGAGCAUUCAGGACGAGCAAAGCGACGAAGUUGGAGAAUUUUGCAGUGGGAUAAGUGAAACGGUGUCAUGCAGUGGAAUACAGGAUCUCGUGUCGAACGAGACGACUGAAGAGGCCAAGAGCUGCGAGGAUAGUGUCGACAGUGAGACCUGUUGUACUCGGAAAAACUCGUCCACUAAGGAGUUACGUUUCAACAAGUUAGCGGAUCGAUUGAAACACAAGUCCAGGAGAUCGCGUCUCACAAAACUUGCAGUUCAUUAUCAGGAUGAAUCGCCCACAGCUAUUUGA